Paramecium pentaurelia is the source of this 1520-nucleotide messenger RNA. The record is from the annotation of a GenBank genome assembly. NCBI's taxonomy places the organism in Eukaryota, Ciliophora, Oligohymenophorea, Peniculida, Parameciidae.
AUGCAACCAUUUUUUGCGCAAUUUGGUAUGGAGUUCCGACAAUUAAUCUCUGAAGAUCCUAAUUUAUUCAGCACAAGCUUUAGCGAUUUGUAUUUUAGUUAUUCAUUGAUUAGUUUCCAAUCAUUCGACAGUGAUAUAUCGAUUUAGUUUGCCAAUUAAUCGCCGCCAAUUAUUCAUAUUGAAAACUCAGGAAUAUAAAUGAUAUCCAUCAUUAGAAAUGAAGGAAGAAACGGGUAAUGUUUACAUUUGAAACUAGGCAAAAAAAGUAGAUUUAAGAGAUGUACACAAGAUUAAGAAAGUAUGAUAUAUAAAACAAUGAAUUGAAUAAAAGCGAACCUCAUAUAAAAAUAACCGUAAUAAAAAACUAAAAUCUAUUAAACCCUACUUACUAAAUUGAACACUACAUUAAUUAAUUUGGGUAAUUAAGUUUUACAAAUAAAGUAUGAUAGGUUCAAUAAAAAAUGCAGAUUCAGAAGAUGUUAUUAUUGGUAGACAAGAGAAAUUGGAAAAUUAUUAAGGUUAAUUGAUAUUUCCAAAUGACAUAAGUAUAUACAAAAAUAAUUCUAGUUUUAAGAGAAACUGAGAGGUUGAUUUCCAGAAUCCAUUGCAAAAUAAUCUUUAGAAACUUUUUUAGAAAGGAAACCUAAAUAUUGCCAUUGUAUUAACAAACCUUAAAUUAAUUAAGAAUGCCUUAUAAUAUAAUUUAGAGAAUUUCAUAAUUUCUAGAGUAUUAUAAUUUUAUAUUUCAGGGAACCUAAGGAUUGUUAUGUGUAAGAUAUUGGUAGUGUUUUUGGAACACACAUCAAAAUCGAUAGAAACUAUUAAAAAAUGAAAAAAUAUCAAUAAUAUAGUAUUGGGAGUGAAACUACAAUUCAGAUUCUUGAAAUUCAUAAUUUAGGAUCUGAAUAAAAGCCAAGGGAUGUAGAAUUUGAUAAAUUGAUAUAAAAAUUAAGAAAUAUCAAAUACAAAUGUUCAUUGUAGGGAUUAGAUCUAAAGCUGUAUGAAAGAUCAUUGCAGGUAGAUUCAAGUUUUGAUUAAAUACUAACAAGUCUAAAAUGUUAUAAUAUUCCAUUUAUUAUGAUUAAAUUUGGAGGAUCUGGAGUUACUGACACUAAUUAGAAUAUCUUUUUUGCUAAAGACAUUUCUAGUGUAUUUUCAAUAGGAAGAGGAAAUGACAAUAAUAUCAGAAUCAAUUCAAAUACAAUAUCUAGGAAGUAGACAAGAUUUAGAUUUAAUAGAAAGUAUAUAUUUUAGAAAAUAUUUAAAGAGAGAAUAAUUGGGAGAUUGCUGAUGGAAGUUAAGAUAAAGAUUCAGCAAAUGGAACAUGGAUGUAAUUGUAAACAAUCCAAGAAAGAGAAUAAAAGCUUGGAUCAUAAGUCCAUCCUUUGAAGCAUUUAUCAGAAAUCAAAAUAAGUGAUUAUACUUUGAAAGUCGAACUUUUCAAGGGAAAGUAUAUUUUAGUUUAUAAAUUUAGCGAGAAAGAACAAGCUAGAUUUGAUAUUAUGAAAUCCUUGUUGUGA